AUGCGAGGAUGCCUGCACGUGCUCCGAUGGCUGAGCACAUCGAACUCACCGCGCCAGCUGUCGACUGGGCUGCUCUGGCGAGGGAUUCCUGUUAACCACACAGCAUCGACCCUACGACUACGCACGUUUACAGGUACAUUCACACAACGCGCCCCAGCGUCGUCGAAAGCGGCCUCGGAUCUCGAGAAGCGAGUCGCCGCUAUCCCCAUCGAACGGUUCCGCAAUUUCUGUAUUGUCGCCCACGUCGACCAUGGCAAGAGCACACUAUCGGACCGGUUAUUGGAACUCACCGGCGUUAUCGAGCCCGGUUCAAACAAGCAAGUGCUCGACAAGCUAGACGUGGAGCGCGAGCGCGGAAUCACAGUUAAGGCGCAGACGUGUACGAUGCUGUAUAAUCAUAACGGAGAGGAUUAUCUACUGCACCUAGUCGACACCCCAGGCCAUGUCGACUUCCGUGCUGAGGUGUCACGCAGUUAUGCGAGCUGUGGAGGGGCGCUGAUUCUAGUGGAUGCUAGCCAAGGGGUGCAGGCGCAGACGGUCGCCAAUUUCUAUCUGGCAUUUGCUCAAGGAUUAGAGCUGAUACCGGUUAUUAAUAAGGUGGAUUUGCCGUCUGCGGACCCGGAACGGGCGCUCGAGCAGAUGCAGAGUACGUUUGAAAUUGACACGGAUGAUGCGGUUAGAGUGUCUGCAAAGACGGGGCUGAAUGUUGCUGGGCUACUGCCAGCGGUGAUUGAGAAAAUACCAGCACCUGUCGGUGAUCAUACCAAGCCCCUUCGCAUGCUGCUUGUCGAUUCGUGGUACUCAACCUACAAAGGCGUUAUUCUUCUGGUGAGGGUGUUCGAUGGCGAGAUCCGCUCUGGGGACCAGGUAGUUUCUUUUGCUACGGGACUGAAAUACUUCGUUGGCGAGGUGGGGAUCAUGUAUCCGGAUCAAACGCCGCAGUCCGUUCUUCGAGCGGGACAGGUCGGAUACAUCUAUUUCAACCCUGGCAUGAAACGAAGCAAGGAAGCGAAGAUUGGUGACACGUAUACGAAAGUUGGUUUUGAAAAGAAAGUGGAGCCGCUGCCGGGGUUCGAAGAGCCCAAGGCGAUGGUCUUUGUCGCUGCGUAUCCUAGCGACGCUGACCACUUUGAGCAUCUGGAAGACAGUGUAAAUCAACUGAUGCUAAAUGAUCGGAGUAUUACUGUUCAGAAGGAAUCUUCUGAAGCGCUCGGUGCGGGAUUCAGGUUAGGUUUUCUGGGCACGCUGCACUGCUCCGUAUUUGAAGACCGGCUGCGACACGAACACGGCGCCAGUAUCCUCAUCACCCCGCCGACGGUUCCUGUGAAAGUGAUCUACAAAGAUGGCAAAGAAGUCACAAUCACCAACCCCGCACACUUCCCCGACGAGGACGAUGUGCGGAUGAAAGUAGAAGAAAUCCGCGAGCCGUACGUGCUCGCGACACUAACGUUUCCGGAUGAGUAUCUCGGCAAAGUGAUUGAACUGUGCGAGGUGAACCGGGGCAUCCAGCAGAGUCUCGAAUAUUUUACUUCGUCGCAAGUGAUUCUCAAAUACGAGCUGCCUCUCGGCCAGCUCGUGGAAGACUUUUUCGGCAAACUCAAGGGAUCCACCAAAGGCUACGCGACACUCGACUACGAAGACGCCGGGUGGAAAGCCAGCAAGAUCGUGAAGCUGCAGCUGCUAGUGAACAAGAAGGCGGUGGACGCUGUCUCCCGCAUCGUGCACGCCAGCCAGGUCGAGCGGUUGGGCAAGCAAUGGGUGGCCAAGUUCAAGGAGCACGUCGACCGGCAGAUGUUCGAGAUCAUCAUCCAGGCGGCGGUGGGCAGACGAAUUGUCGCACGCGAGACAAUCAAGCCGUACCGCAAGGAUGUGCUGGCCAAGCUGCACGCCAGCGAUGUGACACGGCGGCGCAAGCUGCUGGAGAAGCAGAAAGAAGGACGCAAGCGAUUGAACGCGGUGGGCAAUGUGGUGAUUGACCAUAGCGCGUUUCAGGCAUUUCUGUCGAAGUAG
This is a messenger RNA of Talaromyces proteolyticus, 2010 nucleotides long. Its product is annotated as translation factor guf1, mitochondrial. Bases 1 to 2010 code for a protein of 669 amino acids. Gene Ontology annotation, cellular component: mitochondrion. Gene Ontology annotation, biological process: positive regulation of translation. The record is from RefSeq and is a predicted model, not a curated record. Lineage: Eukaryota; Fungi; Ascomycota; Eurotiomycetes; Eurotiales; Trichocomaceae. Gene Ontology annotation, molecular function: GTPase activity; mitochondrial ribosome binding; GTP binding. The transcript has 2 exons.